This is a messenger RNA of Paramecium tetraurelia, 1487 nucleotides long. RefSeq lists its product as uncharacterized. Gene Ontology annotation, cellular component: centriole; ciliary basal body; ciliary tip. The transcript is spliced from 3 exons. The record is from RefSeq and is a predicted model, not a curated record. Gene Ontology annotation, biological process: cilium assembly. Lineage: Eukaryota; Ciliophora; Oligohymenophorea; Peniculida; Parameciidae. Gene Ontology annotation, molecular function: protein binding.
AUGAGAACUGCAAAUUCAAAUUAAGGGUAAUCAUCUCUCCCUGAUGCAAAUGAAAUUAAUGAGUACAUCAAGGAGUAUUUGAGAUACUCUAGCUAUUCCAAUACUUUAGAAUGUUUUGAAGCAGAAAUAAAGAGUAAAUAGGUUUCCAAUAAAAUGCUAAAUAAAUAGUAGGUCAUCAAAUAAACAGGGGAUGAUGUGCCUCGCAUAUUUUAAAUGCUUAAAAGUGAUAAUGUAAAAUCGAAAAGGGAAAUCAACAUGGAAAAAGAAUCAAAGCAAUUUAAUAAAAAAUACCAAUAAAUUCUUUAGGCGGGCAGAUAAAUAUUUUCUGUAAGCAUAAAUUUGUUACAAUUGUUGCAUUCAUUAAAAGAGACUGCUAAAAAUGAAAAUCUAAGCGAAACCUUAGAAAACUACAAAAUAUAAUUAGGAAAAUACCAUAAGGUUAUUAUAAAUGAAGGAAAGCCAGAAGGCACUGAAUUGAUUACUGAAUAAGUGAUGCAUGAACACAAAACUAAACUAUUCAAAAACUACCAGGAUAAACACGUAGAUGGUAUGAUCGAAGUUUUGCUAUCUCUAAGAGUGAAUGCAUUAUAAAUUGCACCAGAAUUAAGAAAAAACUUAGUCUAUGAAUUGAUAAGAAAUGAUGUAUUUAACAUAGAAGCUACUGAAAAAUUCGAUUUCGUUGUUCAUUUGUUGGAUAUCAAUAAUCAAAGUCUUCGACAUGCAAUCACUAGUUUAAUUAGUGUAAUCAGUAGUACAUUGAGAGGGGUCGAAUAUCUAACGUAUAAUGGGAAUAUGAUAAUCAUUGAAAAGAUCAUAAAAAUCUUGAAAGAACAGGAAAGCGGUUCAGUAACCUAGAGAUUCUGCCUAGCUAUUUUAUAAAAGGCAAGUAUCAAAGACACUGUCAUCCCAACCUAUGUUCAUAAUGAGAUGAUUUAGUGGAUUAUUAAUCUCAUUCAAAAGUCAGUUAAUUCUAAAAUUCAUGUAUUUUGUCUUGAUUUUGCCUCUGCUACUUUGGCCAAUAUUAUUCAUACUCCAUAUACAUUGCAAUAUCUGUAAAAUUAAGCUCGGUUUGCUUAUUAAGUAAUGGAGUAACUGCUAAAGUUUACGAAGGAUCAAAUAUAAGUUUCAGUACUUAUGCAUGUAUUGAUUUGUUUGUCGUAUUUAAGCAAGGAAAACUUUGCUAAAUAGAUGGAGGAAUGCAGAUUUGUGGAUAGAAUCAGCGAAUUUGUAGAAUAUUAUAGUGUCAUUAAUACUGAAAAUGAGGCAGCAGAAAUUGAUAAAAAAACAGUUUUAGAUUUGUGCGCUCAUAUGUUCCAUCCAAAGGAUACUUCUUUAGACAAUUCUGAGACCUUGGAGUUAAAUGAACUAAAAACUGAAGAUCGAAUCAGAGAGUACGAGAAUGAAUAAGGGGAAUUGAUCUUUGAAUGUUUUCAAGAUGAAGUUAGUUGAAUAUUUAUGUUUUUAUAUGUUUAUUUAAAUUGGAUUAU